Alternaria alternata is the source of this 3813-nucleotide messenger RNA. RefSeq names its product Sfi1-domain-containing protein. The transcript is spliced from 2 exons. The record is from RefSeq and is a predicted model, not a curated record. The annotation marks the transcript as partial. Lineage: Eukaryota; Fungi; Ascomycota; Dothideomycetes; Pleosporales; Pleosporaceae.
CGCUGCAACGCCAGAAGCGGGCGCACAACAGCAUCUCUUUUUACUUUAAUCUCCUGAUGCCUCAUCGUUGCGCGCCUUCUCCACGACUUUCACGCAUGUUGUUUUUGGGUUGCCGUUGCGAUAAUUCCUCCCGGUUACUUCCAUGUUGUCGCGAACGCGCUGGAGACGAACGAGUCGCGUACACGAAUGCUAUCCUCCAUGAGCCGGAAUGGAGCUGAUCCGAGGGCUAUAACGAGCGACGACCUUUUGCGGAAUGAGGUCUCCGAGGCCAUCCACGACAUUGUUCGUCGCGCACAAGACUCCCACGAUGGCUCUACCAACGCUCUCUUCGUCGCAUACGAUGAGUACAUCAAAGACUACCGUCCAUCGCCCAGUGACGCCGCUCUCUACUACAGUUUCCUACUGCGCAUGCAGGAAUAUGAACGGGAUGGCGAGGACUUGAUGUCGCGCCUUUUCCGCGUGGUCAAGGAGGGCUUUGGUCUUGACGCCGAACUUGACGAUGAAGAGGUUGCCAGUGUCCCGAAACACCCUGAAGCGACGCGCAGAGGAGCACAGGCGAGCUUGGGACGAUACUCGCGGACUGGCAGCUUUGACUCGUUCCUUGACGGGACGGCAGACAAAGUAGCAGGCACCGACUAUGGCGAUUUGGCUGUGCGCCCGAGGAGAGUGUCGCAGCAGGAUGGGCCAAAUGGCUACGGAAACAAGGGGAGCCACCGUCGUGCCACAUCCGACACGGAAGCGCAUUCAUAUCGACCAGCACAACUCCCUGCCCGUACCAGAGUGAAUGGCACUGCGCCUCGCCGCACAAGUUCUGGACCGCAACCACCAGUCCAUAAGCGCAGCGCUUCUGUCUCGAGCCGUGGCAGUCUACGAAUCCGAAGAGGUGGACCUACCCACUCAUACAGAACUGGCACUCACGAUGCAGAUGAGAGCGACUUCACCGAUCGCACUGCGAGCCUCGACCUCUCCUCCAUUCAGAUACCAGGAGUCAAUGCGCCGAUACCUAACGAUCCUUACGACUCCCCGCACCAGCGCCGCCUACGACAAUCGGAGCAACAACCUCAACAUCAGCAGUAUGUUCCCGAACCGUUUCGACUAUCAGAUACCCGAUUGAUGGACGAUGCGGAAACUUUCGAACAUCAACGAGUACACAGGGUAAAGAGAGAGUGUUUUGGAAUAUGGCGUAAUUGCACACAAGAGCGCAUGAGUCUGCGUGACGACAUGGAGAAAGCUGCCAUCGCCUUCGAUCGUCGCGUCUUGCUCAGAGCCUCGCUCCUGCAACUACGAGACACAGCGCUUGUGAGGCGUUCUGGUCGAGAGACCAAUCGCUUCUUCGAACGGCUAGAAACUCGUGCAGACAAGGCUCGCAGCCUCUUCCUGCUCACCAAAGCCUUUACACAUUGGGCAAAGUGCGCGGAAGAUGAAGUGCAGCGUACAUCAGUGGCGCGACGGCACAUUCUACGCACUCGAUUCUUCAAUGGGUGGCGCGACAUCACAGCAGUUAACGAGCUCAAGAUCCAGCACUUUGCUCUGGCCAAGUUCCUCUGCAUAUGGCGAACACGCGCAGCAGAAGUGCGUGAUAGGGAUCAGUUUGCCGAAUCCUAUUAUGAAGAGAAAAUCGUCAGGAAGUCGUGGAAUGCCCUGAACAAUGAGUAUCUCAACAGAGGCGCAGCAAACUGGCAUGAUACAAGAACGGCAAGAACAACACUGCAAAAAUGGCGUGAGAUUACUGAGAUCAUGAGGGAGCGGAACACGUGGGCAACCGAUCGACGAGAUGGGACGCUGCUGCGGAAGACAUUCCAGAUGUGGCAGCAGAAGACAGUGGGAGAAAAUGCUCUUCAAUCACAAGCGGACCAAUUUCGACGUAUCUCCCUCCUUUCAACGGCACUCCAUACACUUCAGAAGCAGGCGCAGCUUGAGCCACUAUCGCGCCAGGUCCAAGCGCGUGUCAACGGUCGCUUGCUUCGUGCGAAAUUUCAGGAUUGGCGUAAAGACGCUCAGCUAUCACGUCAAGCAAGCAAUGUCGACCGUAUGCGCGUGUUACGCAACGCUUACACUGCCUGGAACGAUAGACUGCGUAUCAAAGCAUUGGAGGAUCGAAUCAAUGACCGCGUCAUUGUUGAGUGCUUGUACAAAUGGACUUUGGCAUCUCGAGUAUCCCUCUUCCAACGUGUUCAUAAUCGGCAACUCAAAGAGUCAAUAUUUCUAUCCUGGGUCACCAAGACCAACCAGCGUGUCAACACUCUUGACGCUGCGGAGAUUCGGUUCGCCCAGUUCAAACGUGCUCAGCUAAUGCGGACAUGCUUGCGUAAGAUGGAAGCCAUCACUACGGAGAGGCGACGGGAGCAGUUCGCUAUCAUAGCCGAGUAUCAGCAAAAGAUCAAGCAGCGUACAUUUGACAAACUCAAGGAGAGGCUAGCGCACUUUCAAGAGUUGAAGCAAUGGUCUGCCGAUGCGCGCUUCUAUGUUCUUAGCAAGCAUACACUAAAGACAUGGAGUCAAGCCACUCAACAUGCACGUCGCAACCGCAGACGCGACACAUACUCCCAAGUCCGUAGAACGGUCAAAACGAAUCUUGUGCGCAGAGUCUUUGAGCACUGGAGGCAUAAGGCAAAUCACAUUGCAGUGCUGACACGAAGAGCAAACGACAUGAUCGAAAACCGCACUCUUCAGACCAGUGGUGCAAUCAUGCAUCAAUGGCACGACAACACGCUCAUACUUCGCCAACAGAAUGCUCAAGCCAUGAGCCUCUACACAUUCAGACUUUCCGCUCGUUACUUUGCCAUUUGGUCUCAACGCUUGGACCUUAUACAUACACUCGAAGACCAAGCUGUGGCUUUACGGCAGGAAAGCACGGAGAUUGCUGCUACAGGUGCUCUCAAGAAGAUGGGCUGGAGACUUUGGAACUUCCAAAGACAAGAAGACAAUGCCAGGGCGUUGUUUGAGAGAAACUUUGAGAAGCACGUUAGAGCUAUGGUUCGUUUCUGGGCAGAGCGGGCUACUGAACGGCUUGGCCAUCGACCUGCGAGUCCAACGCCUUCCAGUAGGUCGAGAGUACGAAGACUCGAUGACGGCGAUGGCAACAACGGAGACUUCCAUACCCGCGACGGUGACAAUGAUCCCGGGCAAGAUGGCUUUCAGCCAUCAGGUGACGAAACGCAACGACUAGAGGCAUGGACAGCUUUCGAUGAGAGCGCUCUAGGUCUAGAUAACGAUCUCGACCUCUCCCUGUCCCUCACACCAGAACAACCACCACGACAGCCAACCCUCACCCCCAAACCCUACGCUCCUGGUCCUUCUCCUGCAUCAAUUCGUCCACCAGGCUCCAUCCUGCGCCGACCAAACACAUAUCCGCAACCACAAUCCGCAGUUCGGCCACCGCCAGCCACCAUCAUAGAAGACGACGAGUCCGACCUCGACUUCGGCGAGGGCGCACAGUCGACCUUCUGGUCCGGAACACCUAUGCCACCUCCUCCAAGCAGUAAGCCAGGGUACCUCAAAACACCCAGUAAACGCAGCGUCGUCCGGGCCAAACGUCCUGAACUACCUGCUAGCCCUGAGAAACAACGUGUUCUGUCUCCUGUGCGUCGGCCAUUGGGCUCAUUACUGGAACGGGAGAGAGGGUCGCGACUAGGUACUAUGAGCGCGCCGCCUAUACAGAGCAGUAGAGAUAACAAGCUUGGGGUUGGUGGUGUGACGAGUUUUGAAAGGAGGUUACGAGAAGGGGGAUUUGGGGGUAGUGUUGCUGCUGGGGGCAGUGCAAUGAAGAGGGGGAGGAGGGGAGGUGGCAGGGCUAGAGUGGGGUUUGGAGAG